This is a messenger RNA of Chroicocephalus ridibundus (black-headed gull), 2157 nucleotides long. RefSeq names its product leptin receptor overlapping transcript (gene LEPROT). Gene Ontology annotation, biological process: late endosome to vacuole transport via multivesicular body sorting pathway; negative regulation of growth hormone receptor signaling pathway. NCBI's taxonomy places the organism in Eukaryota, Metazoa, Chordata, Aves, Charadriiformes, Laridae. Gene Ontology annotation, cellular component: endosome. The transcript is spliced from 6 exons. The record is from RefSeq and is a predicted model, not a curated record. The coding region runs from base 68 to 463 and encodes 131 amino acids.
AGCGGCGGGGAGGCGGAAGUCGCGCGCCCGCCGCCACCUCAGCUCGGCGUCUCUCAGAGCUCCGAACAUGGCGGGUAUCAAAGCUCUCGUGGCGCUCUCCUUCAGCGGAGCCAUCGGGCUGACGUUCCUCAUGCUGGGCUGCGCCCUGGAGUACUACGGUGUGUACUGGCCUCUGUUUGUCUUAAUAUUUUACUUCAUUUGCCCCAUUCCCCACUUCAUUGCAAAAAGAGUAAGUGAUGACAGUGAUGCAGCCAGCAGUGCCUGCAGGGAACUGGCGUAUUUCUUCACAACUGGAAUUGUUGUUUCUGCCUUUGGAUUUCCUAUAAUCCUCGCUCGGGUUGAAGCGAUCAAAUGGGGAGCCUGUGGUCUGGUGCUGGCUGGCAAUGCAGUCAUUUUCCUUACUAUUUUAGGCUUUUUUCUUGUGUUUGGUAGAGGAGAUGACUUUAGCUGGGAACAGUGGUAGGACAUCGCUCUGAAGCUGCAAUGAUGUGAGCAUCUGAGCUUUGGAGAAGGGAUUGUUUCUCAUCUAUGAUAAUGGAUGAAAAGACUAUUUCAUUAAGCUGGAUGCACACCAGGUACUAACAACUAAUUGAUUUGUUUAAGUGAUCCCUGCAAAUACAUGACCAGUAUGUACUAGAGGGCUUUACAAGAAAGUGUCGCUUGAUAAAACAUGUAAGGAAGUGUUGACUGGUGAAUUGUGAUUAAACUUUAAAGAUCAGCUGGACAUUCUCAGAGAAAUGUUUUCUCCAAUCUUCUGUUCCUUUAUUUAUCCCUUGUUUUAUUGUUUUGCUUUUGCUCUUUAUGUUGAGGUUUAUUUCAGCUGUGUCUCUGCUAUUUUCAAAAAUUGGUUACAGUUGUUUAUGCCUCAUGACUAGCACUUCAGCUGGAGGUACUUCGCUAUUUUUUUGGAAUUACUGCUUCCCAUAGACUGGCUCUAGAUUUUAACAAAUAUUCUGCGUGCUGCUUCUUUCUAAUGGCUCAUUUUAAAUGAACUGGUUGAUUGUUCCCUGCUUCCUCUCCUGUGAGGGUGAUCACCCCUCGCCUGCCUGUGCAGAUGGCUUGCUUCCUGCUGGCCCUCAACACUUUGAGGUCCUUAUGGCCAUCUAUGAGGCAGAUAUUGCUGGGGAGAGCUCAGGGAUUAUAAAAACAGGCUAUUCCCCCCCGAAGAAACUUAGAUGAUGGGGGGGGGGAGAUUGUUUUCAAAGUGAGACUAAACCUAUGGCUUUGUUUAUUAAAGUCAUUUAUGUAUAAUGAACAUAAUUGUGCAAAACUGCUUGUGAUACAGUCUUGCUUUGGAGUCUUUGCAUGUAAGGAAGACUUAUUCCUGUGAAACAUGCUUAUAACAUUGUUGCCUAUCAAAAUGAAGAAUUUAAAGUAUGUAGUUACAGCAGUCCUCACAGGUGGUGUGAUCUGAAACCCUGAUAUUUUCUUUGUUAGCUUUGCUUGCUAGCAGCUGAACUGGCAUUCAGUGGUGGAAGUUGCCUGUGUUAUACUGUAUUUUUAAUCGCAUGUUUUCCCGGGGAAUGCUUGUAAAAUUAACUGCUCACUUUUGUGGAGUUUAAAAAAAACACCAAAACAAACAUGCACAUAAAAGAUGACCAAAAUUGCAUUCAAGUGCAAGUUGUAUGUAGUUCAUUUGAAACCCUCAAGUGGAGAAUAGAGUGCUGAGGCUCAAACAGAGCUGGAGGCAAAAAGGGAUGUUGAUGUCUCCUAGUAGGUCCAGGAGGUCAGGUAGGGCUACCGAUGGCUGUGAAUUUUGUUUUUAUCACCUGCUUUGAGCUUCAUUUUCCAUCAUACUGGCUAAGUUACUUUCAUUUUCUUGGUCAAUAUGAAUAAAUGACAGAUGCUGCUUGGAUGUUUUUGUUUGCUUGAGGAUCUGGGGAGAAGUUAAACAGUAUUUAUCGUGCUUUACAAAGCAUAUGCUUGGAAUAAGAGGAUUCAUCAUGACAUUUAUAUGUUCUGCUUACCCUUUGUUGUGACUGUUUGAUCUGGGCUUGUGAUUUUGUUAUUCAUUUAAUUCCUGCCUAAGACGGGUAUUUCAUAAUAUAAUAGGAGGCUUUGUUACCAGUCUUCUGUCUUAAAAAAAAAAAAAAAGCCUUUACACAACAUAGAAACAAAAGCUGCAAUAGUUGUAGUUUACUGGCUACUGAUCAAGCC